This is a messenger RNA of Caenorhabditis remanei, 1233 nucleotides long. RefSeq lists its product as uncharacterized. Gene Ontology annotation, cellular component: mRNA cleavage factor complex; cytoplasm. The transcript is spliced from 5 exons. Gene Ontology annotation, molecular function: mRNA binding; RNA polymerase II complex binding. Bases 1 to 1233 code for a protein of 410 amino acids. The record is from RefSeq and is a predicted model, not a curated record. Gene Ontology annotation, biological process: termination of RNA polymerase II transcription. NCBI's taxonomy places the organism in Eukaryota, Metazoa, Nematoda, Chromadorea, Rhabditida, Rhabditidae.
AUGUCAAUGGAAUUGGCUGAUUCUCGCAAAAAACGAAAAUCUCGCUUUGACCAGAAGCCGGAAUGCUCUUCAGAAUGUUCCUGUUACGUGUCACCUCCAAAACUGUUGUGUCUCUCUCCUACUUUCUCGAAAGCACCUUCAACAUCUUUAUCCGAUACCCCGUUCUAUCCGAAAAGCAUAUCAGGAAACGGUCCAGAGAAACGAAAUGUUGAAGUUAACACGAUUGUGAAUUUGAAUGAAUUACUCACACCGCGAAUUUGUCUUCUCCUUGAAAGUAUGCGUAACAGUCAUGUCCCUGACUAUCUGAGAGAGCACUUGUUAACACCAGAGUCCCCUCCAACGGAAGAAGGAGUCAACCAGCACAUUGACGUUUGUCCUGAGGAAAACGUAGCAGAUGAGGAGACCAUCGCUCUCUAUACCGCAACGAGAGAGGAGAAAUAUGAGGAGACGGAUGAACAAGUGAUUUUUGCUGCGUGGAUCGAAUUCUGUGAGACUAUGAGAGCGAGGGGACUCCCACCAACUGCAAUUAGAAAUCACAAUUACAAGAAGUUUAUGCGUGGACCUCCGAUUGUGAAAAAAACGAACAUGUACAGAAACCCGGGCGGAUGCAAGAGAUGUCGGUACAGAAAUAUGCAACAGUACGGGAACAAUUUCUCUGAGCGCUCGGAGGACGACAUCUGGAAAAGUUGCACUGUUCGCUACACUAUGGAAUGUCAUCGGAAUCAAUCAGUAAUCGACGAUCUCUUUCGAAAACGUCCAGAUCUCUGCACAUUCUGCAAAUUCAAGCUCAACGACCCGUUCCUCAGGAAGAAAGAAUCACAGGACCAUGUUGAUAGUCACGUUAAGGAAGGGUUGAAGGACAUCCCGGGCAAAAUGAAAUGGCAAGAUGAAGAAUCAAGAAAAACUCAUCGAGAAUGGUAUCCAUCGACAGAAGAAUGGCUGGUAAAGAAGAAGGUUCCAGAAACCGUUGAGAAUUCAGAAGAGGCGGAUCAAGUCACAGACGUGAUGACAAACGGCUUACAACGACGCAAGUGUCAAGUUUGUAGAGAGCAGUUGGAGGAGUACUAUGAUAAUGAGUGGGAGACGUGGCGUUUUAAGAAUUCGGUUGGAAUAAACAGAAAAGUGAUCCACAAACAUUGCUUGGGAGAUCUGGAACAAUCGGAGAGCAAUCUAAAAGAGGAGCUGACAACCACUUUUAGCAAAGAGGAAAUAAUUUGUAUCAAAAUCGACUAA